Symbiodinium necroappetens is the source of this 2397-nucleotide messenger RNA. The record is from the annotation of a GenBank genome assembly. NCBI's taxonomy places the organism in Eukaryota, Dinophyceae, Suessiales, Symbiodiniaceae.
AUGAGCCAGGUGCCUUUGCUCAGAGAUUCAGAGAUACUGCGAGAUCGUGGCCCACCGCUCAUUGUACAACCCACUCGAGGCACGGACAUCGCCAACGACGGUCACACCGAGGAGGCGCGGGUCCACACUGAGGCACCUCGUCACUACGUUUACGUUGACAACCUCGGUGUGCUGAGUACCUCGAAGGAGAUCGUUUCUGAUGCCUUAUCCCAGAUCAAGGGCAUCUUCGAGGCUCGCGGUCUCAGUCUGCAUCCUGGUGAAGUUCAAUCAGACACGAUAGACGCCCUUGGGUGCAGGCUUUCCGGGACUCGCAGGAAUGCUACUCUCAAGCCGACGAGAUUUUGGAGGCUACGACAGGGUCUUAGAUAUUUGCUGGGCAUGAAGUACGUCAGUGGGCGAGUUGUCGAAGUCGUUCUCGGUCAUUGCACGUACUGCUCCUUGCUGAAUCGUUCCCUUAUGGCCGUGUUCUGUGACUCUUACAAGUUCGUACGGAGUUGUUAUGACAGCCGCGUCCCGUUGUGGAUAUCGGUUCGCCAAGAGCUUCAGGCAUUCCUGGGUUUGCUCCCGUUGUGCACGGCGGAUUGGGCCAGAGAGUGGAACGACUUAGUCUCGGCCUCAGACGCUUCGCUCUCCGGCUAUGGGGUUUGCACGAGGAAACUUUCAAGAGACAUAGUUGGAGGCAUCGGACGAGUUCCGGAGCGUGAGCGGUUUCGGCGAGGGCCCGCACUUGGUGCGCGCGCCUCCGCCCUGGUUGAUACAGCCCUCGAGGAUGCAGAUGAUGACGAUCUUAGCUGUGCCAAUCUCAUCAAAGCCGGCUGGGAGGUCGACGCGAGCUUCCCCGAGAUACCGAGCCGCAUCCUCAGGAAAGACCUUUGGGAAGUGAAGUUGCAUGGCCAUUGGCUUUACCCCGACGGCAUUCUUAUCCUCGAGGCUCAGGCGCUGUUGAAGUCGCUUACAAGGAUUGCCAACACGUUUUGGGGACAAAACAUUCGACAGCUUUUAUUUGUCGACAACAUGGCUAUCGCUUUAGCAUUCGAUCGCAGCCAUAGCCGAAACUUCAAGGUUUUACGGAUUAUUCGAAAGUUUGCAGCGCUGUGUCUGUCGCGGAACAUCACAUGCAGUGUCCGCUGGAUUCCCUCCGAGUACAAUGCCGCCGACGAACCCUCCCGAAACGCGGCACCCCAGAACGCGCGGUCGUCCAAACCCGCCGCGAAGUCGUCAACACAGCAGCUGGCCCCGAGCAGUUUGCGACAGGUUCUGGUGUCAAGGGGAGUGGUGCAAACCCGGCUCCCUCGGAACGAAAAAGAACUACUCUCGAUCCGAGCGCUGGCCGGCCAGACCGAAGACACCUCUUCAAGCGAGACCGAGCCCAGCGCAGACGCAGACAAGGCCAACUCGCGAAGCAGACAGCUGGCUGCCCGACGCAAGAAGCGCCUCAGGAAGUACCUGGACCUGGCGUUCGACAGCGCGCAGCGUCAAACCACUUUGUUAGAGGCUCAGGCCGUGACACCAGGCGUGCAGAAGUACUACGCGAGGGAGGUGGAGGAGUUCGACCGCUUUGUGGAGCGCAAGGGACUCGCUACAACCGACGACACGGACGGGGUGAUCACGGAUUACCUCAACCACCUCUUCUGGCUUGGCGGGCCCUUCAAGGGCUGGCGCCGGAUGUGUCCGGCUCAAUCAAGAAAGCCCAUGCCGCUCGGCGUGUGGUCGGCCCUGGCGGUGGAGCUCAAGAAGAUGAACCAGACUCGUGUGGCGCUUUUCGUCAUGCUGGCCGUAUCGACGUAUGCCAGGCCCUCCGAGCUCCUCAGGUGCACUACCAGAUGCCUGGUUCGUCCGAGUGUUGGAGCCCUGAACGAAUGGGCUCUGCUGUUGGCAGCGCAGGAGUACGAGACCCCGACGAAGACCGGCGAGUUCGACCACUCGGUGGCUUUGGACUCGCCGUACCUCAAACCGUGGGCCACCGAGUUUUUCGAGGCACUGAAACAACAGCAGCCUACGUCGCUCCUUUGGGACUUCGAGUACCCCGAGUACCUCACAGCUUUCAGGGAUGCAAGCCAGCGGCUCAACCUCUCGCUGUCCCCUUACCAGACUCGCCACUCGGGCCCGAGUAUCGACCGGGCUCGCAACUUGCGCAGUCUGCACGAAGUGCAGAAGCGAGGCAACUGGAAGGCUCACAAGUCCGUGCUUCGGUACGAGAAGGCGGCCCGGCUUUCCUUGAGCUACCAGAGCUUGCCCCAGAGCCUUCGCGACCACACCGACAUAUGCGAGAGACAAGUCGGGAAUGUGCUCCUCAAUCGCGGUGUUGCCAACAAAUGGCGCAAACUGGGAUUCAGGGCUUAUGAGUACGACAUCAUUCACGGCCCUGGUUGCGACCUCACCGCGCCGGCAGUCCAG